This is a messenger RNA of Ctenopharyngodon idella (grass carp), 1979 nucleotides long. RefSeq names its product NK1 transcription factor related 2-like,a (gene nkx1-2a). Gene Ontology annotation, cellular component: nucleus. Gene Ontology annotation, biological process: regulation of transcription by RNA polymerase II; cell differentiation. Gene Ontology annotation, molecular function: RNA polymerase II cis-regulatory region sequence-specific DNA binding; DNA-binding transcription factor activity, RNA polymerase II-specific. The record is from RefSeq and is a predicted model, not a curated record. The coding region runs from base 517 to 1326 and encodes 269 amino acids. The transcript is spliced from 2 exons. NCBI's taxonomy places the organism in Eukaryota, Metazoa, Chordata, Actinopteri, Cypriniformes, Xenocyprididae.
UUUUAUUGAGGGGUGCAAAGAUAACAUUUUUCAUUUGUUACUGAAACUGUUACUUUUUAAAUUAUUUUUGUCAGAAAUCACAAUAUCUCUGAUAAAUACAUUUGAGUAUCAUAUAGCUUGGUCAAGAAGCUUAUACUGUGUAAAAAUGUUCUUGAAAGGGUUCUUUGCUAAACAUACAGUAACGAACACUGAAGAGUCUAGGCUAUAUAAGGUUUAGAUGCAACAGUUUUUUGAGUUAUGCCACUUGUCAGCCUGGGAACUUGUCCAUAUUGUAUUGAUUGAAAUGAGCGCAGGUUUAAGUACCGACUGCUCUCAGCCAAUCGAAAGGGAUCCCGUUAAACGCUCGUGUUCACGCGUCUCCUCUAAUGGACCUGUUAAAGAGCUCAAGCACACCUUCAUCCACUGACAUCUGACCGAAGCGCCUCCGAUCCGACGAGAAGCUGCAUCCACUUUAUGUGCCUGCUUAGUAAGAGAAUACAGAAAUAAGAUAUCAGAAAUACUACUGGAAUCUGCAAAAUGCUUGAAUAUCAGGAGUCCGGAAUGAAAACAACAUCAGGUCAUCGGAUUUCCUUUUCAAUUAUUGACAUAUUGGAUCCCAAAAAGUUCACAAGUAAAAGGACAGCAGAGAAAGAACGGACAUCAUCUUCAGAAAACAUAGAAUUUGGAAGUUUGGAGGAACAGCGGAACGGGAAAGUCAGUCCUGGGCACGGAGAAUCGACAGGAGAUCAAUCAGCUGAUGACCAUCAAAGUUGCGUCAGACUGCAUCCUCCUGAUCCCGAUGUUGACUUGGACUCAUCAACCUCGCUCAGAAGCUUAAGAUCGGGCUUUUCUCCUUGUGAAGAUCCGGAUGAAGCAGCUGAAGAGAGAAUCACUCCAGCGCCGGAUGAUGUGUCGCGUCAGCGGCGGCGUCGGUCAGAUCACAGCUGCGCGAAGCCGCGGCGUGCCAGAACCGCGUUCACCUACGAACAGCUGGUGGCCCUGGAGAACAAAUUCCGCGCCACACGUUAUUUAUCCGUAUGCGAGCGACUAAAUCUCGCGUUGUCCCUGAGCCUGACUGAAACCCAAGUCAAGAUUUGGUUCCAGAACCGAAGAACCAAGUGGAAAAAGCAGAACCCUGGUGCCGAGAGUUCCCUGCAACCCGGCACGAACUCUCUGCCCAACAUCAGCUCGACCUGUGGGUCCACAUCUGCCCUCCACCCGACAUUUAGCACCGGGAACGUGAUCUUUCAUUCCAGCCCGGUGCACCUGGCAUCUUCCGGUGGGCUCUUGCAUCCGUUUUUGCCUGAUGGCUUUCUUCAGCCAGCAUUCUUCCCUCCACACUUAUGAAGUCUGAAAGAAGGAAUAGACUAUGUGUAAAUGUGAAUUCAUAAAGUGGAUUACUUGUUCAAUGAUCCUCAGCAGGAUGGGACUGUUCUUGGCUUGAUGUAGCCUAAUAAUUGAUUAGGCCUCAAAUUAAUUUAGAUAUCACUUUUUCACUGACAGCUGUGAGCAGAAACAUAGUUAAGAUGGACCAAAUCUUUGGUCUCAAGAAUGAUAAAUCCGAAAGAUAUCUUCUCACAAAUGCAAUUGUAUAUAUGUGUAUCUUCCUUUUGUAUAUAUUGUUGGUGUCAGAAGUUUGAUAUUACUGUGGAUUAAUAGCAUAAAAUUCUUUAAAGAUCUUGAAAUUAAAGACAUUGAUGUUCAUUACAAUGUAGAAACAUGUUAAUGAGGUCAUCAAUAACAAUAAAAUCUGAAUGUUAUUCUUUUUUUUUUUUUUUUUUUUUUGUAUCAUUCAGAUAUAGGCAAAGAUGUAUUAACCACUCUGAAUAUCUGUAAUAGUAGAUUUAUUUAUUUUGUCUACACAAUACAUAAUACCCAGAUAGGUUACAUUGUCUAUUGUCUUCAUAAACACUAGAUGGCGUCACCUGAAAACUUAAAAAAGAGAUUGAGUCUUCAUUAUUUGAGACAUUUAUGAAAUUGUUUGCAUAAAUGAUGGUGCA